Messenger RNA from Aphis gossypii (cotton aphid), 579 nucleotides. RefSeq lists its product as uncharacterized. The transcript has 2 exons. Lineage: Eukaryota; Metazoa; Arthropoda; Insecta; Hemiptera; Aphididae. The record is from RefSeq and is a predicted model, not a curated record. Bases 1 to 579 code for a protein of 192 amino acids.
AUGUGGCGACAAAUUCAAAAUGUUGGUCUAGUCGAAAAUUAUAUUAAUAAUUCUAACUUUGCUCUUCAUAUUCGUAUGCUAGCUGCUUUGGCCUAUGUUCAACCAGAUAAUGUUAUUAAUGCAUAUGAAGAAAUUUUAGAAACACAAUUUUAUGUUGAAAAUGAAGACCUGUUAAUGCCAUUCUUGGAUUAUUUCGAGGAUAACUGGGUAGGAAAAAUAACAGGAAGACGAAAAACUCGACGACAACCAAGAUAUCCUAUUGAUAUUUGGAAUUGUCACUAUUCAGCCAAAAAUGGUCUUCCAACAACAAACAACGCUGUUGAAGGGUGGCACAGAGGAUUUACAUCUAUUAUUGGAGCAAGCCACCCUAAUAUAUGGAAAUUCAUCGAUGGAAUUAAGAAAGUUCAAAAUAUAGAAGAAUUGAAACGAGAGCAGUAUAAUGCUGGAGAACAACCACAGAAAAAAAAAAAGUACAAGGACUGUAAUAAAAGAAUUCAUGCAUUAGUUACAAAUUAUAAUACUAAUGAGAAUAAGAACUUCAUAAAAGGUAUAGCAUAUAAUUUGUCACUGAAUGCCUAG